This is a messenger RNA of Vicia villosa (hairy vetch), 1032 nucleotides long. RefSeq lists its product as uncharacterized. The record is from RefSeq and is a predicted model, not a curated record. The transcript is spliced from 2 exons. Gene Ontology annotation, molecular function: catalytic activity. Lineage: Eukaryota; Viridiplantae; Streptophyta; Magnoliopsida; Fabales; Fabaceae. Bases 1 to 1032 code for a protein of 343 amino acids.
AUGAUUAUAUUCUCCCUAAACUUGCGAGGAGGAGGAAACCGUGCAAAGAGGAAGAGAGUUGGAUAUCUUGUUCAAAAAGGGGAUGUAGAUAUUUGCUUCAUUCAAGAGAUAAAACUAAGUGGCUUAGAGUGUAACAUGGUAAAAGAAAUGUGGGGAGACAAUCAAGUGGAGUGGUCGCAUUUGGAUGCUAACGGGACAUCGGGAGGCAUCCUAACGAUGUGGAAAAAGGAUCUUUUCAAACUUCUCUUUAGUUUCCAUGGCGAGGGCUUUCUUGGUCUUUGCAUGGAGAAAGAAGGAAACCUUAUUUACUUUGUGAAUGUAUACGCUUCUUGCAACCUUAACGUGAGGAAAAGGUCUUGGGAUAAGUUAAGGGAGUUCAAAAACAACAAUUCAAAAGGUUCUUGGUGCAUUGGAGGAGACUUUAAUUCAAUUACUUCCUUAGAAGAAAGAAUUGGGAUCUUUAAUUGUAACUAUGGGAGGGAGAUUUCAAUCUUUAAAAAGUUCAUAGUAGAUAUGGAAUUAGUGGAUCUCCCUACCAUAGGAGGCAAGUUUACUUGGAUAAAGAGCAAUGGCAAAAGUAUGAGUAGGAUUGAUAGAUUUCUCUUGUCGGAUAGCCUUAUAGAAGAUUGGAAUGUGGUAGGCCAAUACAUCGGUGAGAGGGAUGUGUCCGAUCAUGCUCCUAUUUGGUUGACAGAUAAUAGAAAGGAUUGGGGUCCCAAACCUUUUAAGUUCAACAAUUUGUGGUUAAAACAUGAGGAUAUGAACAAUUUUGUGGAGGAGGAAUGGAAGAAGAUUGUCAUUAAAGGAAGAGGUGAUUUUUGCUUGGUAGAAAAGAUGAAAACUCUCAAAAACCGGUUAACUUGGUGGAACAUAAAUGUGUUUGGGUGGAUAGACCUCAAAAUUAACAACGAUGGGAAAGAGAUGCAUUCUUUAGAUAACGUGGUUGUUAUGGUGGUUGGUGGUGAUGAAGGUAGUUACGGUGGUUUGUUAGAGGUUGUUGUGGAGGUUGGAGGUGGUAGUUAUGGUGGUUGA